AUGAGGUGGAACUGCAGGGGAUCCUCUGAGAAGUUGUUGGCAGGGGAGAGCGGAAUCUGGUUGAUGGAUUGGUUCUAUGCGUCCAAGUUUCCGACUCGAUUUGGUUUUACGGUGGAUGGGGGAUCCUCUGAGAAGUUGUUGGCAGGGGAGAGCAGAAUCGGGUUGAUGGACUGGUUCUAUGCGUCCAAGUUUCCGACUCGAUUUGGUUUUACGGUGGAUAGGUAUAUUGAUCAGAAGAAUGACCAAAGGCUUGAUGAUUGUCUUCACUAUUGCAUUGUUGCUGGUAAAAAGGUUCUUGAAGAUGCUGAUAUUGGUGGUGAUAAAUGCUCUAAGGUUUGUUGUUCUAUUGAAUUUCAAUCGUUUUUCAUGCUUGGAUCAGGAUCUGCUAUUUAUCCAUUCAGAGAACAAAAGGGUGUUUAG
Lactuca saligna is the source of this 420-nucleotide messenger RNA. Lineage: Eukaryota; Viridiplantae; Streptophyta; Magnoliopsida; Asterales; Asteraceae. The record is from the annotation of a GenBank genome assembly.